Molecule: messenger RNA, 624 nt
Organism: Iphiclides podalirius (scarce swallowtail)
Lineage: Eukaryota; Metazoa; Arthropoda; Insecta; Lepidoptera; Papilionidae
Source: the annotation of a GenBank genome assembly
AUGACCGCAGCAGCUGGCCACGUGGUUAAAGAAGGCAAACUCCCCACACCCUCAGAGAUCGGAGUGUCCCACUUGGCAGAGGUGGAGGUGGGGGUCAGCCUUUCGCCAAAGGUCCCAACUGACCCAAAGCAUCUCGUCUCCUUCGAGGGAACUAAUUUCCAGUGCACACUCUUCGAUCUGACGAAGAUUAUUCACUAUAUUUACGACCUUUUCAGCACGGAGUUUCAGUACGACCUGAUCAGGUCCGUGUUUACCUUCGCGCCGGAGUACCAGUUGAUCGACGUGCCGCACCAGGUCAGGCAACCGAAGCGUAUGUACGCGCCUCUCAAGGCACGAGCGAAGGACAGAGCGAUCAAGAAGGAGCCGAAAGCGGUCAAGGGGAAGAGAAAGGAGGCGGAGACGGAGGAGUAUUUGCACUUGCUCCGGGUGCAAAGCGAGCUUGAGCGAGAGAUAGAAGAGGAGGCCGACAGAGAUAGAGAGGAUUGGAACCGGCGCAGUCACCUCUUGCCCCUGGCGUUUGCUGUCAGCGAAGAGUUCAUCGAAAGGUACUGGCCACCGCCACCGGUUGAGGUGGUACCAGAACCAGAGCCAGACGCCAGAGGGAAGGGGAAGAGUAAGAAGAAA